GUAAUGGCACCCAUGGUGGGCGCCAGUGACUUUGCCUUUCGCUGCCUUUGUCGACAACACGGGGUCGAUCUCACCUACACGCAAAUGAUUCACGCCAAAAAUUUAUUGGGGGACAACACCUUUUCCAAAUCCCAUUUGGACAUGCAUGAACAUCGUAGUUUGCCCCCCGAGCUGAAACCCUUCACAAAUGGUCCCUUGAUGGUACAACUGGCUGGUAAUAGUGUGGAUAUGGUCUUGCGAGCGGCUCAAUACGUGCUAGAUCAGACGGACGGCAAGGUGGAUGGUUUUGAUCUCAACUGCGGCUGUCCGCAGGGUAUUGCCCGCAAAGGUCGCUACGGCGCUUUUUUGAUGGAAGAAGACACGGAUCUGGUUUGUCGCAUUCUCUCCGCACUACGCCAAGAACUACCCGCGAACAUUGCCGUAUCGGCUAAAAUCCGCUUACCAGUCACGGAUGAAAUGCUCGUUGCUCGGAUGCCCAAACUGUUGGAUACGGGCGUCGACUUUAUGACCAUACAUGGUCGGACCCUGCACGAAAAUAAAACCAAGGUUCGCGGCGUCCACACCGAUCGGAUUAGAUUAGCUAUCGAGACGGUCCAUAAGCAACGGCCUGGGUUCCCCAUUGUGGCCAAUGGUGGUGUCGAGCACAUGCCAGACGUGGCCAAUCUACAAGCUCGUACCGGUGCCGUGGCUGUCAUGUCCAGUGAAUCCUUGCUGGAGUUCCCCAACAUUUUUUCCAUCGAUACGCGCAAGCUGACCCCGCGACAAAUUCUGGAACAGCAGAUUGGAUUUGCACGCGAUUACCUGGGCUGGUGCCGGGUGUAUCCUCCUCUACCGGGAGUCGCGGGCAAUGGAGGUUCUUUCAACGCUAUCAAAGGCCAUCUAUACAAGUUUCUCCACCGGUAUUUGCAGGAAUUUCCGGAGUUAAGGGACGAAAUGACGUACAUGACGACGCUGCAGCAGUCCAUUGAUUUU
Phaeodactylum tricornutum CCAP 1055/1 is the source of this 972-nucleotide messenger RNA. RefSeq lists its product with no specific name. The record is from RefSeq and is a predicted model, not a curated record. Lineage: Eukaryota; Bacillariophyta; Bacillariophyceae; Surirellales; Neidiaceae. The transcript is spliced from 2 exons. Gene Ontology annotation, molecular function: tRNA dihydrouridine synthase activity. The annotation marks the transcript as partial.